This is a messenger RNA of Miscanthus lutarioriparius, 807 nucleotides long. NCBI's taxonomy places the organism in Eukaryota, Viridiplantae, Streptophyta, Magnoliopsida, Poales, Poaceae. The record is from the annotation of a GenBank genome assembly.
AUGGCGUCGGCGUCGCGGCUGCUCCCGCCCGCGCCUCCUCCGACCGCCCAGCUCUGCGGCCCGCGGGACCACCUCGCCGUGCCGCACCUCCGGUGCCGCGCCGCCGCCUCCGCCUCGGCCACUGAUGGCGCCGUGCUGCUGGAGCGGGGCGGUCCCGCGGCGGUGGCCGUGCGGGAGUUUGUUACGCUUGACGAGCUCCGCGCCGCUGUGCGCCUCCGCGUCCGCACCUUCUACGAGUACGCCGUCGACUCCGUCGGAACCGAGGAUCACAGAAAGGCUCUUGCAGAUAGGGAGUUUGAAGCAUUACAGGAUAGAAUUUCUGGGAAGAUGAUAAAUUUUCAAAGAGUUUCUUGCAUAAACGGGACUGUUCCACUGUCCCCAUCAUUAAUGUCAGCUGAGGAACUUUGUUCUAUGUGCAAGUUUGUGGAGGAUGGAGAAGAGAGAGUAGUAGUUAGUAGUUUAGACCUUAAUCAGUGUCUUUGGCUACCAGAUGAAUUGACUGGAAAGAGGCCUGGGGUAAAUGAAGACAUCCAGACAAGAGCGUAUCUAAGCAAUGUCUGUGUGGCCAAGGAGCUUCAGAAAAAGGGCUUAGGCUGUACAUUGGUUGACAAGUCCAAGAAAUUAGCUCGUGAAUGGGGCAUAACAGACCUGUAUGUCCAUGUCGCCAUUGAUAACAUAGCAGGGCAAAAGCUGUACGAGAAGAGUGGAUUUGUUUAUGAAGGCGAAGAACCUGCAUGGAAGGCUAGGUAUCUGGGGAGACCACGGAGGCUGCUUCUUUGGCUCGAUAUGAGCAAAGUGCCUUUGUGA